Molecule: messenger RNA, 600 nt
Organism: Lycium ferocissimum
Lineage: Eukaryota; Viridiplantae; Streptophyta; Magnoliopsida; Solanales; Solanaceae
Exons: 2
Coding region: 1-600 (199 amino acids)
Biological process (GO): chromatin remodeling
Cellular component (GO): nucleus
Source: RefSeq, a predicted model, not a curated record
AUGGCGAUUAAGUUAGUCGUUGGAGGGUUCACCUUGAACAUUAUUAGUCUACGCGCGCAAGUGGGUUUGGACGAGGGAGAAGGAGAUUUCAAUGGGCACAUUGGGUCUGUUUCGAGGGGUUAUGACGAGGUGCAUGGUGGAUUUGGCUUCGGGGACAGGAAUGGUGGAGGAGUUUCACUCCUGAAUUUCGCAAAAGCUUUUGGAUUGGUGGUAGCCAACUCGAGUUUUCCGAAGACGGAGGAGCACUUGGUAACCUUUCGUACCUCGGUGGCUGCGACGCAAAUAGACUUUUUGCUUCUUAGAAAAGAUGAUAAAGGCCUCUGUAAGGACUGCAAGGUCAUACCGAGUGAGAAUCUUACAACCCAACAUAAGCUACGGGUGAUGGAUUUGGAGAUAAAAAGGAGGAAGAAGAAGAGGGCCAUGGAUGACCGACCGAGGAUUAGGUGGGGGAGUUUGACUCCGGCUAGUGCCCUAGAGAUGGGGGAGAAGUUGAUGGCUAUGGGAGCGUGGGAUAGUAGGGGGAUGCGGCGAGUAUGUGGGAUAGGACGGCCGGUUGCAUUAGGGAACAGAGAGAUAUUAGGGGUCUCGAGGCCGCCGUGA